GGGCCACCGCUAGACAGUUCUUUAGUGGUAAAAGAGAAAAUCAGUAGGAGCCAUGUGCUUAUUUAGUGGCAUCUCUUAAUGAAGCGCAGAGUACAAACCUGCUUCGACCAUUAGUGACGCUGAAAACAUCUUCCAUUAUUAGCACUGUACCUAUCUGACUUAAUCGUUACCAUCGCCUUACUAACCUGACUUCAAAAUGAUCACCAUACAGAUGUUGAGGCUCCUGCUCUGUUCAGUAGUUUUCAUAACUGGCAACCAUGCUGGAUCAGUGAAGGCAGGGAAGAAUCCAGGUGUCCAAAUCUGCCCUGAAGCAGGGGUCAUCAUGCCUUGCCUGUGUACCGUGAUCAGUGAUGUCAUCAUGGAAAUGGACUGCUCUGAGGUGGGUAACGAGGAGGAACUAGCCGGAGUAUUCAACCAGAAUUUUUCAGAGUUCAACUUCUUCAGUCUCAUUAUAAAAAACAACCCUCACCUGAAGGUGCUGAGAGAGGGUGUCCUAGGUAAUUCUGCCUUCAAGCACAUCAGGAUCUAUGAUGGUGUGCUAGAAGAAGUGCAAGUGGGCGCACUGACAGCCAGUGCCUCUACGGUCACACACCUUGACUUUUUCAAAAACAAUCUUACAGUGUUUCCCUUCAACGAUAUUCCCUCAUUCACUCAGCUCCAGUACCUGGACCUUCAAUACAACAACCUGCAGCAGUUACCAGAGAUAUCAUCAUUAACAAUGGAAACACUUUACUUAAGUAACAAUCCUCUGGGUAGUAUCCCACUCAAGGCUUUUGCCAACACACCGGCGAUCUCUGUCAUUCACUUGGCUGAAACUGGGAUACGAGAAAUAACUCCAGGAAUAUUCUCUGAGCUGCCACAGUUGGGAGAGGUGGACUUGUGGAACAACAAGUUGAGCAGUCUACCAGAAGGAACCUUCAAUUUCAGCUCAAAGGCCUCAGUCUAUGUAGGGAGCAACAACAUUACCAAGGUGGAUGUCAAUGCCAUCACAGGAAUGAGUGUUGGCAGAGUGGACAUAAGCAGCAACAAACUAGUAGAACUGGAGGAGCAGGUGUGGCAUCCACUGCUCCAUGUAGGUAUAACCCUUGACCCCUCAGCUGUGGGGACAUGGACAAGGUGCGCUGUGACGUCAUCAGGGGCUGGUCGCCCGUGUGUGAAGCUCCCAGACAUGGUUGCACUGGCCAUUCGAGCACCACGUGAAUGGCCCGCGCUCGCACCAUAUAUUGCCACAAAUAUAUUUUCAAUUAUUUGUUCUAUGUUCAGUAAACAUACAAUGGCAAUGCCCAAGAGCUGCAAAAACAAAGCUGAACUCAUUAGUUCCAAACCGAUGCCCGAGGCAUUUGGCGAUGUCACAAAUAUGCUGGAUUAA
This is a messenger RNA of Procambarus clarkii (red swamp crayfish), 1369 nucleotides long. The record is from RefSeq and is a predicted model, not a curated record. NCBI's taxonomy places the organism in Eukaryota, Metazoa, Arthropoda, Malacostraca, Decapoda, Cambaridae.